GCUUUGAACUAUGGUACUGAACGACAUCUCAGUACUCUCACCGACCUCUUCAACAACCACCGUCAUGGACGACGCACCAUGGAUGCGAGACGUUCUGCGUCUCGCCAUGACGGCCACCGCAUCAACCCAAGUCGCCGAUUUACAGAGCUUUGAGACCACCGCUGGCGGAGACAAGCUCACAGACCCAAAGGAUCCGGGCAAAGACCCUCGGUUCAGGAAGCUGGUCGAGGCGAUAUUGUUCAGCAGGAGGUUCCUAAACACGUAUAACUUCGUGUUGCUGGGCGUGUUGGUCGUGUUUACCGCGUGGCAUUGGGGGGAGAAACUGGUCCUGCAUAGAAGGAAGAGGCGAAACGAUAGGAGAAGAGUGACGGCCAAGAAUGGAGCGGUAGAAGAUGCCGAUGCUUGGAGUAGCUCGAGUAGUACUAUUGAAGGUGCUACAACACCUCCGGAUGCUGCUUCACAAAAUAAGACGGACGACGCCAACGAGUCGAGUCCGUUGCUUUCUGGCCAGCCUAGACGGACGUCCUCUGGUCUUUGGAGGCCGUACUACAUCGUCAAGGCGGUGUUGCAGUACCAACCGCCUCGCAUACCAGUUAUCAACAAGACUCUUCCCACAAACGCCGUCUCGCUGUUCGUUCUCGCUUGGAUUGGCUUGAAUGUUUUCUACAACCUCUAUCGCAUGCCCUUGUCCUUUAUGUAUCUCUUUUGCUUUGCUGACCGAUGUGGCAUCAUCUUCAUCGUCAAUCUACCUCUAUUGUAUCUUCUCGCUGCGAAGAAUCAGCCCAUAAAGUUCUUGACAGGCUACUCAUACGAAAGCCUGAACAUCUUUCACAGAAGAGUCGGAGAAUUGAUGUGUCUCGAAGCAUUCCUACACUUCCUAGGCAUGAUCGCAGUCUGGUACGGACUACUCCGUCACCUAGGUCUCACGCUUUCAAAAUUCCUCCUCAACCGCGUCGUCCUCCUCGGUCUCGCUGCCUUGAUCGCAUACGAGCUGAUAUACUUCACAUCGCUCGGUAGCUUCCGCCAACGCUGGUACGAAGUUUUCCUCGCAACACAUAUCAUCCUCCAGGUUGCUGGUCUUGUGUUUCUCUGGUUCCACCACUACACAUCCCGCCCUUACGUCGGCAUCUCACUCGCCAUCUUCCUCAUCGAUCGCCUCGUGUACAGAUUAUGGUUGAAAUCGAGCACCCACCCGGCAACGCUCACCGUCCUCGACGACGAAACAGUCCUGCUAUCCUCCAACUGGGCCGUUAGCAAGAAAUCCCCCCUCACACCAGCCAACAUGAACCACGGCUGGAACCCAAACGAACACAUCUUCAUCUCCGUCCCCGCUCUAUCCCGCAAACACGCCAUCCAAUCCCACCCCUUCACCAUCUUCUCCGCCGCCCCAACCACAACCACCACAACCUCCGACGCAGACACCGACGCAAAACACGCCUGGUUCACCCUCCUCAUCCGCGCCCAAUCGCACGCAGGCUUCACACACACCCUCCUGCGCCACGCGCACUCGCACCCGCAAACACGGAUCCGCCUCGACGGUCCCUACGGCUCCUCGCACGCCCUCGACUUCCUCUCCGCGUCCCAAACCGCCAUCCUAGUCGCUGGCGGCUCCGGCAUCGCAGUCGCAUACCCCCUCCUCUACGCCCUGCUACGCCCUUCUACCGACCUCGAGGCCCCGCCUACGACGCCCACGAAGAGAGUCAAGUUGUUGUGGAUUACGCACGCGGCUAAUCACCGCCAGUGGAUCCCGGAGGAUAAGCUUAAGGAGUUGGAGGGGUGGGGGUUGGAUGUUGUGAUCCCGCGGCCGACGGCGGAGGCGGGGCGUCCGGAUGUUGGGAGUAUCUUGGAGAGAUGGGUGGGUGAUGGGAGGGCGGGAGUUGUUGUUUCGGGGCCGGAGGGGCUGGUUAGGGAUGUACGGAAUACGUGUGUGGGGUUGAUUUGGAAGGGGAAGGAUGUUGAUGUUCAGGUUGAGACUUUUGGGUGGUGAGUGUAUAUAGAUGGAACGUCCUUUUCGUAUGCGGUUCUUUUCGUUGGGAAAUUUGAUUGGUACAUGUCUGGGAUAUAUUUUAGUAGCGUUUUCGAUCGUUCUGUUCUCGCCAUUAUUAGAUGGCAAGGUGAUCCGGAGAUAUAUACUUAAUGAGCUCUGGUUUGCUUGAUAGCGGUAUACAUCUUCUCAC
This is a messenger RNA of Dothidotthia symphoricarpi CBS 119687, 2177 nucleotides long. RefSeq lists its product as uncharacterized. NCBI's taxonomy places the organism in Eukaryota, Fungi, Ascomycota, Dothideomycetes, Pleosporales, Dothidotthiaceae. Gene Ontology annotation, cellular component: plasma membrane. The coding region runs from base 11 to 1987 and encodes 658 amino acids. The transcript has a single exon. The record is from RefSeq and is a predicted model, not a curated record. Gene Ontology annotation, molecular function: ferric-chelate reductase activity. Gene Ontology annotation, biological process: copper ion import; intracellular iron ion homeostasis; iron ion transport.